AUGCCCCGAGAGUGCCGGGCUCCGAAACCCUGCCCUGCCUUCACGGUCUUGGUUCUGUUGGGCGCCCGUGUGACAUCGAAGAAAAGCAGCCCAUGGAAAAGCACGGGGGGUGCUGGUUGUCAGCCGGGCCUCAUCCAGUACCCGCAGCAGGCCAGGAAUGGGCUGGAUGAGGCCACACUGGAGUGCAUGCAGCAGCAUGCUGAGUAUCUGAGCCAGCAGAUGACUCAGCUGAUUCAGGAGCUGGAGCAGAUGAAGCUGGAGCAGAGUGACAAGGGUGGCCAGAAGGAGAGGUCCAGCAGCAACUUGGUAGAGGAUGAAGAAGGAUGCAGCAUUGUUGAAAAAGUGGAAGAAGACAAAAAUGAUGGAAAUGAAGAAGGCAGCAAUGUUGAUGCAACAGCAGAAAGCAAUGCUGGAAAUGAAGCAAAAGAAGGCUACGAAACUGCAAAGGAAGAAGUGAACCAAGAUGAGAACGGGGAGGAAGCCAAUGCUGCCAGAAACGACGAAGACAAUGACGAGAAGGCAAACGGAGAGAACAAUGACCACAAUGUCAAAAGGAAGCUUGGAAGCCCUUUAGAGGAGAGCAUUCAGUUGCCUGAUCUAGAUUUGGACAAAGGCUGCUCACUGAUAACAGACAUGAUGGAUAAACUCAUCCACAUCUUUGGACAAGGCUUGUCCAACAGUUUCUACCCAGUGCCACAACAAGCCUUCGGAGUGGGCAGCGCCUUUGAAGGCUGGAGUCCCCAGGCACUGUGUUGUACAUAUGUUGUGUACUGUGUGCUUUUACCCCUGAGUCCCCCUCCAGGACAUGCCUUCCACCUGGAGCUGGACACUGCAGGCAUGCUCCAGAGGAACUUCUGUGUCUGUGUGGAGCUGCUGUGCACCUGCAUGAGGGAGAGGCUGGGGGAGGACAUGCUGUCUUUCCUCCACCACCCCAAGGAGGAGCUGAGAAGGAAACAGGAGCCCAGCCUCCUGCACACCCUCUGCACCAGCUCCUAUCUAGAUGUGGAGAAAACUGUCCAGUGUUUCUAUGGAUUUGUGAGAGUAGCCUGGCUGCUGUUGCCUCAAUCCCGCCACUGGCGUUUAAUGUUGCAGCCCUGCAGCCGCUCCUGUAAAUUUCAGCUGAGGAAUGACCAGGAAAGUUUCACGGCUGAGAUGGUCUUUGGAGUGCGGCAAGGAGACUCAGAUAUCUUUGUGGGCAGUGCGCCUACAGAAGUAGGCAUCCCAAGCACAACAUGGCUGGAGAGUUAUGCUGUGGCAGAGGCAAAAUUCUUCAGGCAUGUUUCCAGGCAGGCCCCCCAGGGCAGCUGUUAUUGCAAGUGCCUGCAGCUCCUCACAGGCUUCCUGAUGAGUGUAGGUUUUUCCAGGUAUGCCCUGAAGACAGUGGUGAUGCACCUCCUGAGCACUGUACCCCUGACACGGUGGUGCAGGAGGGAUUUCGGGCAGCGACUGAUGGAUAUCCUGAAGUACCUCCGCUGCUCGCUGGAGACAAAAGAGCUUCACCACUUUGUCUUCAGCAGUGACAGCUUUCUUAUGGAGAUCAGCUUGCCCUCCGGCUUCAGGGCGGCUGAAGCACACAGCCUCUUUGAGCACCUGGCCAGCAGUCCAGAUGCCCACAGGAAGGCUGUGCAGGAGUACAACCGCCUGCUGCAUCGGCUCCAACAACUGCUGAUCCUGGCCAUUGAAAGAGACGCUGGUGCACAGAGCUGUGCUUGUGAGGCCUCUUGGCAGACCCUGUAUAUAUUAACCUCCCGUAGUUAG
Molecule: messenger RNA, 1758 nt
Organism: Onychostruthus taczanowskii (white-rumped snowfinch)
Lineage: Eukaryota; Metazoa; Chordata; Aves; Passeriformes; Passeridae
Product: inositol 1,4,5-trisphosphate receptor-interacting protein-like 1
Cellular component (GO): membrane
Source: RefSeq, a predicted model, not a curated record